CGGCUGUUGUCAUGUGCUGCCUGGCUAAGCUGACGCCCCCGCCGGUGACAGGAGCGGUCAGGGCUGUGUUGUGGUGCCGUGGUGGUGGUGUUGGUGGUGUGUGUGUGUGUGUGCGGUCCUCCAGCAGCAUGGACAGCGAUGAUGAAAAUAUAGAAGAGGUUGUGGAAGGUCCGUUGGAUGAAGAUGGGCAGCCCAAUGGUUUCUGCACGGUCACCUACUCAUCCAGUGACCGCUUUGAAGGACACUUCACCCACGGGGAGAAGAAUGGCAAGGGCAAGUUCUUCUUCUUUGAUGGAAGUACCCUGGAGGGUUUCUAUAUAGAUGAUGCUCUGCAGGGCCAGGGGGUGUACACCUAUGAAGAUGGCGGAGUCCUGCAUGGGACGUAUGUGGACGGCGAGCUCAAUGGGCUUGCACAGGAGUUUGAUGGAGAGGGCCAUCUGGUGUUCAAGGGCCAGUACAAAGACAACAACCGCUGUGGGGAAUGCCGGGUCUACUACCCUGACGGGGGCUGUGUGUUUGGGGAGGUGAAUGAGGACGGGGAGAUGACCGGUGACUCGGUAGCGUACAUCUACCCAGACGGUCGCACGGCGCUGUUUGGAAGCUUUGUGGACGGGGAGCUGAUCGAGGCUCGCCUUGCCACCCUGAUCUCCAAUGAGAGCGGAAGGGUACGCUUCGAAGUCACGCCAGACAGUCCUGUGUACUCGUAUGACAAGUCCACAUCCACCUGUGUCGCCACCCACACUCUCCUUCCGGACCCAUAUGAGAGCCAGAGGGUGUUUGUGGCAGACUCUAUGAUUAAAGGAGCAGGACAGGGCUUGUUUGCCAAGAUAGAUGCUGAAACGGACACUGUGAUGGCUUUUUAUAACGGAGUGCGCAUCACACACUCGGAGGUAGACAGCAGAGACUGGGCGCUGAAUGGAAACACAAUCUCACUGGACGAGGACACUGUGAUCGAUGUCCCUCAGCCGUUUGACAAGACAGAGAGGUACUGCGCCUCUCUGGGUCACAAGGCAAACCACUCCUUCACCCCCAACUGUAAAUACGACCCGUUCGUCCAUCCUCGUUUUGGGCCAAUCAAGUGCGUCCGAACACUGAGGGCUGUGCAGAAAGACGAGGAGCUAACGGUCGCCUACGGCUACGAUCACGGGGCGGCGGGAAAGAAUGGCCCAGAGGCUCCCGAUUGGUACAAGCAGGAACUGGAGGUGUUCCAGCAGAGACAAGCAGCUGCCGCUGGCCAAUGAGAAUGCAGAUGAAUACCUCUGGACAAUAAAAAAAAAAAAAAAAAAACCCUCUAUCUGUGCUAUCACCUUACAAGACUCCUGGAGUAUUAUGGCACUUGAUGUCUCCCUUCAGCUGCAACCCACACUGUAGAUAAUUGAGAAGAUACUAUGCUUCAUAUGGAAUUCAAGUGGAAUACUGUUUGAACAACUCAGUAUUGAUUGGAGGCCUUGGAGAUGCAAGGGCCAAAGCAACACAAGAACUAUGCAAGAAACCAAAUGUUAUUAAAGAAGACGUGUCACUAGCUGGAGGUGCUGUUCUGUCCAUUUCGCCACUGUCCUCUUCAUCACAUAUUACUCUUAUGGAAAUGAUUUACAUGCUGAUGGUUGGUGCUUAUAAAUUUAGGGAAUGAUGACAAAUUACUUCCAUUUUUUUUUUUUUCAGUUUUCACUGUCCAUAUCUUCACUUCACUCUGCGUCAGUAGUUUUACGCAGCAGCUGCAGUUUGCAGGGCUCCCCUCGAGGUGUUGAGAUUAACGGCACUAUUUGGACGGCGUAGUGUGCAAACGUUUUAGGCACUUCUUUAGAUUCUUUUUCAUCACACCGUCCCGUCAGGAGGCGUCUGAUGGUCCCAGAUUCAUUCCGCAGCAGGACAACGAGCCCAAAACACACAGCCGCAGACACCCGAGACACCCACAGGAGUCCUGCAGCAGAAGGUCUGGAGCCCACAGGAGCCCUGAUCUCAACAUUUGGUGCUGUUUUAAAGACAAAGGGUGGUCACACCACCUACUGAUCUGAUUCAGUUUUUUUUUCUGUUUACUUUGUAUGAAGUUAAUUAUUCCUGGCAUUAUUUUUAAAACAUCCAGACUUAACAGCAUUUUUUUUUUUCCCACAAGUGCCUAAAACUUUUGCACAGCAGUAUACAUUUACAAAAUGUAACUACAGGCCUGUUCACUUAGGCUUAUGGUAUAUACAGCAUAUAGAUCACAGUGACUAAUUUAUUUAUAAUAUCUGAAAUUGGUAAAGUACUGUAUUUCCUGAGAUUUGUAGAGGUGAUUUGUAACAUAAGGACUCUAGGUGAAAAUAAUGGAUGGUCUACCACUAUAGUACACUCUAUGUGAGCCUGUUCCACUUUUCUAACCUGAUUACCUGUGUUCAGACGCUACACAAUAAAGUCCAAGAUAGA
Toxotes jaculatrix (banded archerfish) is the source of this 2403-nucleotide messenger RNA. RefSeq names its product SET domain containing 7, histone lysine methyltransferase (gene setd7). Gene Ontology annotation, cellular component: chromosome. The record is from RefSeq and is a predicted model, not a curated record. Gene Ontology annotation, molecular function: protein binding; histone H3K4 monomethyltransferase activity. Gene Ontology annotation, biological process: regulation of DNA-templated transcription. The transcript is spliced from 8 exons. The coding region runs from base 12 to 1241 and encodes 409 amino acids. NCBI's taxonomy places the organism in Eukaryota, Metazoa, Chordata, Actinopteri, Toxotidae.